CUACGUUUACGCAAUGAACUCAAGCAGAGAUAAGUUAGAGUUUACGUUAACGUUCAUGGUUAAGGGCCAGUGGCCACAAGUUUGAAGUUUGCCACGCCACAAGGGUGGGUGGUCUGUGAAGGCAGCACUUCAAAUCUCAAAAUAGUCAAAAUCUCUAGUCUCAGUCUCUAUUUAGCCAACAACUAUUUAGCGUGAUUUAGCUUUGAGACUUUUGUGUUAAGAGAUCGAUAAUUAUUGAUUGAGAAUUGAAAUUUGAAAUUCAUCAGUGAAAAUGAUGCGUCAUGAAAUCAUUAAAAAUAUAAUAUCAGUUCAUCGGGGUAUUACUGGAAUUCGCCAAACCAGUUCACAUGUCAACAUUGAAAAUCUUGAAAAAGAAUCUGUCCUAACUGAUAAUGACUUUAUUGUUGAUGAUGAGCAUAGAUGUAAAGAAGAGCAAAUAGAGAAGAGCAGAAACAAAUCACGCCUCAGGUCCCAUGACCGGAAUAUUGUUAUGGAAAAGAAUCCUUACCUUGAACCUAUGCUUUGGCAUCAUGGAACAAUCAAGUACCUCAGAAGAACUUAUGGACGUUAUGGUCAAUCUUCAGGAGUAAAUCCAUCCAUCUGCUGGCCUACUAAGGAAGAGCUGGAAAAUGUCAUGGAAUAUGAAAUGGUCAAGUAUCCAUAUACUAUUCCCCAAAUGAUUGCAGAGGCCAAACAAAAAAGAAAGGAGAAUGAUGAAAAGGUAAUGGCUAGACAACAAGGAAUUGUUGAAAAACUGAAGAAGUUAGAGGGCUGGAAACAGGAUUUAUACAACAGAAUAUCAAAAAAGGAGAGUGAGGCUAAAGCAGCUAAAGAACGUAAAGAAAGGUUAGUAGAAGAAGUUAGGAGGCACUUUGGUUUCAAGGUAGAUCCCAAAGAUGAUAAAUUCAAAGAAAUGUUGGAGAAAAAAGAGAAACAACAAAAGAAAGCUAUGAAAGAAGAAAGACAGAAAAUUAAAGAAGCUAAAAUGGUAGAAAAGUUAUAUAGUAAAAAAAUUUAAUCCCAGGAAGUUGCAGAAAGCCAAAAUAAAUUACCAGAAUGAUGAGUCUAUAUUAGUUUAAUAAAAAUUUGUUA
Molecule: messenger RNA, 1092 nt
Organism: Phaedon cochleariae (mustard beetle)
Lineage: Eukaryota; Metazoa; Arthropoda; Insecta; Coleoptera; Chrysomelidae
Source: the annotation of a GenBank genome assembly